CGAAGUGACAUCAUGUGUGAGGCCGUUGGGUUCCAGCUUGGUUUUCUCCUCUGUCUCAUGUAAAGUUGUCCCGCUAGCCCCAGCCUCUUUUCUUUUCUUUUGUUUUUUUUUAACAACAGCAUUUGUUGGAAGUUUAGUCUCUAUUUAAGCCAAACAGCCCAGCGAGAGUAUGUCUUUCGUCCCAGGUCAGCCGGUCACUGCUGUUGUGCAACGAAUUGAAAUUCAGAAGCUGCGGCAAGGAGAGAAUCUGAUCCUUGGCUUCAGCAUCGGAGGAGGGAUAGACCAGGACCCUGGGCAGAAUCCCUUCUCUGAGGACAAGUCUGACAAAGGCAUUUAUGUGACCAGGAUAUCACCAGGAGGACCAGCAGAAUUGGCUGGCUUGAGGAUAGGAGACAAAAUAAUGCAGGUGAACGGUUGGGACAUGACCAUGGUGACUCAUGAUGAUGCCCGUAAAAAACUAACAAAGAAGAAAGAGGAUGUGGUGCGAGUACUAGUAACAAGGAAGUCGUUGGAGGAGGCUGUCAAACACUCUAAGGGCACUCAUCCCAAACACGAAUGUGGUGGUUCUACUUCUAUGCACAGACUAAUGCAAUAGCUAAGAACUGAAGACUCAUGUGGAGUACAAACACUCCCCCAAAUUCACUUCAUAGUUGCACCGUGGCCUUUGUAUUCCAGUAAUGCAAAAAAAAAACCCCAAACUGAGACAGAUCACUUUGUUUGGAAAUGAGCCUCAGUUAUGUUUUUGUUUUCUCAUUUGUAACACAUCCAGUUAUAUCUGAUCUCAGAACAAGAAAACUAUGUGAAAAGGUCUGCUUGGGAACAAUGACAUUUAAGACAUUCGCAGUGAUUAUAAUAUGCAUUAGUACUUGUGGAAAACACUUUAUAUUCUGGUACUUCCACAACUGUUAAUUCAUUCACACGUUUCAAGAACCAAUAUUUUUACGUCAUUAUUACAGCAACAAAUGCCAAAGUAAAAUCAAACAGUUUGUGUAAUUCUAGACAGUUUUUUGUUUUGUUUUUUUUAAAUAAUGGUACAGUAUAUUGUAUAAAAUCUAUACAAAACAGCCAUUGUGUUUUCCCUAAUUAUAAUGUUAUUGAUGCAGCUCUUUGCAUCAGUAAAAUGACUUUAUUUGUGGUUACUUGCAUUUAAUGUAACGCCCUCUCUCCUUCUAGAACUGUUAAAGCAACAACACAGUUGAAAUUAGAGUUAAUGUGUCGUAUACAAGUCGAAACUGUAAAUCCGAGCCGACAAAGUUUGAAUGUUUGUUGGAAAUGUGCACAGCAGCCUUAAAUGUAUUAACACUAAGAUUAAUGAUUCAUUUUCCUUUUUUGCCAGUGUGAUAUCACUAGUGCAUCUUUGAUACAGCAUGUAAUAAAUAACACUGGAGAUGAGUGAUUUAGUUCUAAUAAACAGUAUGUUGGCUAUGAGUUACUUUAA
Molecule: messenger RNA, 1438 nt
Organism: Archocentrus centrarchus (flier cichlid)
Lineage: Eukaryota; Metazoa; Chordata; Actinopteri; Cichliformes; Cichlidae
Gene: tax1bp3
Product: Tax1 (human T-cell leukemia virus type I) binding protein 3
Exons: 4
Coding region: 170-595 (141 amino acids)
Biological process (GO): embryo development; establishment or maintenance of epithelial cell apical/basal polarity; receptor localization to synapse
Cellular component (GO): basolateral plasma membrane; cell junction
Molecular function (GO): protein kinase binding
Source: RefSeq, a predicted model, not a curated record